AUACUACUUUGAUACAAGCUAGGAUAGGAUAUAUACAGUCAUAACAGCAUAUUUUUCUGCAUUAGCUCCAUUAUAGGAAUAAAAAACAGUGAUGGCAGGAGGAGGUUCGGUGCAGAAAACCGAGGAAGAAUGGAGGGCUGUUCUCUCCCCCGAGCAGUUUCACAUCCUUCGUGACAAGGGAACAGAGCCGAAAUUCAGUGGAGAAUAUGAUAAGUUUUUUGAGCAAGGAGUUUACAAUUGUGCUGGUUGUGGGACACCUCUUUACAAAUCCACCACCAAAUUCAACUCUGGCUGUGGCUGGCCUGCUUUCUAUGAAGGUCUUCCUGCUGCGAUAAAUCGAUCUCCGGACCCUGAUGGGAGGAGAACUGAGAUCACAUGCGCAGCCUGUGGGGGGCAUCUGGGUCAUGUAUUCAAGGGCGAGGGUCACAAGACUCCAACAGACGAACGCCAUUGUGUCAACAGCAUCUCUAUCAAGUUUGGUUCUUCUCAGUGAUCUCCUCUCUGGAGUUAAUUAAUAAAGGCUUUCAUUUUCCACUGUAAACCCAGCCCCUUUGCCUGCCACCAAAACCAGUCUAAGCACAAAAAAAUAUGUGAAAUAAGGAGUGAAAUAUGAGAAAUAUCAAAUCCCAGCCCAAGCCUCCAUUUCUUUUAUCUAUUGUCACCCUUGUUUGGCCCUUCCUCUGAGGGGUUGUUGUGUAAAAGUACAUAAUGUGGCGUCCUAUUUUAUUAGGAACUUGGUGAAUAAAUUUCAAGAUACAAGGCUUUUUAAAA
Molecule: messenger RNA, 771 nt
Organism: Populus nigra (black poplar)
Lineage: Eukaryota; Viridiplantae; Streptophyta; Magnoliopsida; Malpighiales; Salicaceae
Product: peptide methionine sulfoxide reductase B5-like
Exons: 3
Coding region: 92-493 (133 amino acids)
Biological process (GO): protein repair; response to oxidative stress
Molecular function (GO): peptide-methionine (R)-S-oxide reductase activity
Source: RefSeq, a predicted model, not a curated record